AUGACUUCAAUGGAAUCCGCGACGAACGAUACAUUUUCCCCAUGGUCCCCGAUCGACUCUGAGCUCCUUUUCCCGAGCCCAGUUGAGGAUAGAAACGAAUAUUUCCUUGUUGACGGCAAUAAAAGAAGCAGCCACUACCCUGACAGAGGAAAUGAGCUAGUCAAAUCCGAACAGCAUACCACCAGCAACUGUGGUAAUACUAGAUACCCUCAAGAGCCAACUCAGGUGACUAGUCAAGGGAUUAUGUCCCUGCCGCUCCUUUCUGAUGGCAUCCCCAGUGCAGGAUUUGAUUUUGUGGAAGAGGAUACGGACGACGAGUUUUAUCCUGGAAUUGUACAGCCACGACAGUUUUGGUGA
This is a messenger RNA of Penicillium mononematosum, 357 nucleotides long. RefSeq lists its product as uncharacterized. Bases 1 to 357 code for a protein of 118 amino acids. The transcript has a single exon. Lineage: Eukaryota; Fungi; Ascomycota; Eurotiomycetes; Eurotiales; Aspergillaceae. The record is from RefSeq and is a predicted model, not a curated record.